Molecule: messenger RNA, 5841 nt
Organism: Phyllopteryx taeniolatus (common seadragon)
Lineage: Eukaryota; Metazoa; Chordata; Actinopteri; Syngnathiformes; Syngnathidae
Gene: ccdc30
Product: coiled-coil domain containing 30
Exons: 27
Coding region: 405-3881 (1158 amino acids)
Source: RefSeq, a predicted model, not a curated record
GAUUGAACCCCGGUCCUCAGAACUGUGAGGCAGACGCUCUAAACAGUUUGUUCACCGUGCCAUUUGCAGGCUUCUGUUGCACAAUUGAUUUAGAAAUCUGGGGUUCACCCCUCCAAACCUCGUAAUGGUACGCUCCGUUGCCAAGGUGCUCGUGGAAGCCAGUUCGCUUCGCUUGGCAUUACCACGCCUGUCGUCAACCUUUUGCUAAACUUGGACUAAUGGUCUUUCAAGGCAGCAAUGAUGGGGCAGAAGAGAAAUUUGGAAGAUAACUUUGGUGCAUGACGUCUGAUUGACUUAAGAGGACAAAUCUUCGUCUUGAACCUUGCUUUUUUCCCCCUCUACCAACCACGGAAGACAAGCACAAUCCCUGCCAGAUGCUGCUCCAUCCAAUUUAAUGUGUCACCAUGGACCGCGAAGAGGUACAGACAGAGCUGGACCAGAUUUCUGUGUGGCUCAGGGAUGAUGGUUUGCCUCCAGGGGCUAGUCCAGAUGAGCGCCAGCACCACCUUUGGCGGCGGCUCCUCGACACUGAAGCGGAGCUGCAGGUGUCCACCCAGGAGCUGCGUACUUUGCGCUCCCAGCAGGCCAAUGAGAUGAAGGAGAUGGACAGCUAUGUAGCGCAUAUCCGUGGACUGCUGCAACAACGCGAGUGUGUGACUGCUGGCUGUGAAAGGGACAACGAAAAACUGCAACAAGAGCUGCUCCACAUCAGACAGCAACAAGAGAUUCAGAGCAAGGAGCUGGCAGAGAUGUUAGCACAGGAAGACCUUGGGGAGAUGGGUUUGAGCAGCCCCAGUGAGCAGGUGGCUUACCUAUUGGUGGAGAGGGCAACACUGCUGGAGAGGCUUGAGGCUGCCGAGAGGAGGCUUGAGAGCCACAGCUUGUCUGGCAACAUAAGGGAUGUCCCGAUCCAGGGUUCAUCUCAGACUCCAUGGAAGAAGCUGUUUGGGCUGCGCAGGUCUGCUCAGAACAAAAACAAUAUUACCCCUGCUCACAGUGAGGAGCUGUCCCGUGAGCAACAUGAACGGCGGCGGCUGGAGCGUGACUUGGAGGAGGCGUCGAGCAGGCUGGAGAUGGCUCAUCAAGAAAUCCGAAGGCUCAACAAUGAGCUGGAUGUGACCAAAAGCAACAGCCUUGACCCCUGUGGGUCUGAGCUUCAGGAAACACUCCAAGAACUAGACAUUCUGAAGAAAGAAGUGGACAAACUAAAACAGUGCGAUAUGAUGAAGUUGCAGCGAGCCAAAGAGCAAAGUGACAGACUAGAUGCUGACAACAGAAGUCUGAGGGAGACAGUGCACUCUUUAGAGUCUGAGAAGAAAACCCUUCUCGAGCAGUUGGAAACAAGGGACGUAGACCAAGAUGCUUCCCUGAAAGAGGAUGGGAGGCAAAACAACAAUUGCAGUGAACUACAGAACAUGUCUGGCUUUUCAACUAAAGAAUCGGAUCCAACUCACAAACGCUGUCAUGCAAUGAUCGAGGACAGACUUGUUCAGAUGAGAGAGCUGGAGCGUCAACUCCAAAGGCUACGCAAGGAGCAGCAGGAGCUGGAAGAGAGGAACGAGGAGCUGGAGGCUUUGCUCGGUGAGGCCCAGAAUGCCAGCAAGGAGGAGAGGCUUCGCCAUGACGGAGAACUGGAGGGACUACAUCGACGGAUCAAAAACCUUGAGGGAGAGCUGAAGAAGCAGGAAACCCAAGAAAAGCUGUUAAAGAAUGGAGAAGAGGUCAAAACCACAGAGUCCUUCUUACAGCUGCACCUACGGGACAGCGGCCCGGAGAGAAUGGCUCUGCUGGAAGCUCGUCUGACUGAGGAGAAGGACUGGAGGAAACAACUGGAGCUGGACCUCAGCGCUGCUCAGGCUGCUUUAAAAAAAGACAAGGAGGCUUUGCAAAUUGGUGAGAGAGAGCUGAAGAAACUGAGACUUGAGGUUAACAGUCUCCAGACUGAAUGCCAACAAGGGAAAACUCUCAUCAAGGGUCUCAACCAAGUCAAGGGGGAAAAGGUGGUUCUGGAGGAAAAGUUAUCCCAGAUGGAGCGAGCUCACCGUCGACUCCAGAGUGAGCUGGAGCGUCACAAAGACAAUAACCACACCCAAAAGAACCUGCGAGAUAACAGAAUACAGGUGGCCCAACUGCAGGAGCAGGCUGACAGGCUGACCAAAGAACUAAGCAGCCUUCAGACAGAACACAACAUACUCAAAGAUGAAAUGGCCUCUGGGGGGCAGAAGGCUGCUGAGCUGCAGGCCAAACUGAGUGACAGUAUCCAGAAGAAGCUGGCAGUUGAAGGGGAAAGAGAGAAACUGGAGAUUGAGAUAAAACACCUCAAGCAACAACUCCAGCAGCAUCACUUAGCACUUAGCAGCAACCUGAAGUCACCUCAAUUAGAGUCAGUUUCUGGUCCAGUGGAGAAGACCAUAGAGAAAUGCUUGAAUCAGUCCCUGGACAUAGUCCAGCAUCAGAGGGCAGAAGAGGCUAAACAUUUGAAGCAGGACCUGCAAAGAGUACAGAGCCUUUUCACCUCAGCAGAACGAGAACUGCGCUACGAAAAGGAGAAGAACAUGGACCUGAAGAGGCACAACACCCUGCUGGACAAUGAAAAACUUAAGCUUUCUGCAGAGCUGAACCAGGUGCAGACCAAGUUGGCCCAGGUGCAGCAAAGUCUUCACACUCAGAUGACUAGUUCAGAACGUCAGCAGCAGAGAAUCAGGGAGCUGGAGCUGGAGCUGGCACGCCACUCAGCCAACCGCAACGUUGCCAACAGUCUGCAAGAGGAGUUGCAGGCCGAGAGGGCACAGGUCAUUACUGCUGACAAAAAGGUGCUGGAGCUGCAACAGCAGCUCAAGACAACCCAGCACCAGCUGCGCAUUGAGGAAGCUCGGGCCUGUGAGAGGAGCCGUCUGGAAAGAGACAGCAGGGAUCUAUCUGACACCGUGUCCUCCCUGAGAGCCCAGCAGCAGGAAGACCAGAUCAAAAGGAAGCUCUUAGAGCAGCGCGAGGAGGAGCUCCAGCACCAGGUACGUUCCCUGAGGUUGAAGGAGGCGUCGCUCACCAGGACCAAUGCCGAGCUCAGCCACCGAGCACAACAGCUGGAGGCAGAACUUAACAAGGCCCAAGAGGAGAUAAGAGCUGACCAAGCAUCUUGUCGCAGACUAAAGGACGAUCUAGCGGCCAGUCAGCUCGAUUGUGACAGAAUGCAGGAAGAGGUCAAGCAGGUUUUCCUGCAACUGAACACCCAUGUCAGAAAGUACAAUGAAAAACAGAGUCGACACAAGACCAAACUACAUCAGGCCAAGCAGGUCUUUCUCCAAGCCACUGCACAGCGGGACAACACCAUCCAGAAACUGGAGAAUGACUUGAUCCUGGCCGCCAAUCUCUCGCACAAGGCAAAGGAAAGCAUCCAUAAUGUGAUGGAGGAAAAUGAAAAGCUUCUAGAGGAGAGGAGGAGGCUAUUGCUGAAGAUAAGCGAGGUGGAGGAAAUGGGCAACAGUAGCAUGAGAGCUGCAUCCACUAUCCAACACAGGGUCAACGUCUUAGAAGCAGAAAACGGGCGACUACAGGAUCAAACUUUGAGGCUGUCCAAUCAGGUCAGUUCCUUGGAGCGUGCCCUGAGGAACGCCCAGUCCUUCAACAGCAAUGAGAAUUCCAAGAAAGUUCUUUGUGAAAGCAUCCUGCAAACAUCUAAUUUAAGCUUCACGUCUGGUUCCUGUGGCCCUUGGGAGUUGUUGGACGCAAUCUCUCGCACCAAGUUUGAGCAUGUGUCGGACAGCACUCGAGCAUCGGUCUCCACGCAGCACCCAUCAGAACAAGGCUACCUGAACCUCGUCUCUCCGCUGUUUCCUCCUGACACUAACCUGGGGAGUCCAAAUAGCGGUGGUGAUGUGUGAGAGGCACCACAAGCUGAUGACGAGAAGACAAUGGGUAAAAUCUGAGUGGAAUCAAAAUACUGUAAUAAUAAUUAUUAUAGUAUACCAUUAUAAUGACAAAGGACUUCCUCUGCAGUUCUUGAAAAGUGGUAUUAAAAUGACAGUUUCUUAUUGUUAUGUUAGUGGGUAAGAUAGGACAAAGUACGUCAGGCCAGUGAAUGUUGAAGUGAUAUUUAAAACUGAGCACUUUAUCAAGCAUUUCAGUAUGUUUACAAUUAGGAAAAUGUAGCUGUCAGAUGUGAAUGAUUUACAUUUGUAUCCUUUUUAUUAUCCACAAUUUGGAAGUUUUUUGAAAUUUAGUCAGUGUUAUUACAUUCGAGUGAUAGCGUUGUGGACACUUUUACCUUGUAAAAGCCUGCGUAACUCUCCAUGCCAUAGUAUGCACUGACGAGUCACAAUUUUCUGAUGACCUGCACAAUAUUAUGAUAGCCAAUGGAAGAGCAGCAUCAAAUGUUCUGCCUUUACAAAGGUAUGUAGCGUGAAUUAAAAAUUAAUGCAUGAUUAAUAGGGAAUAACCGCAACUAACUUCCACCUUCAGCAAACACGGAUUGAAGCACUUCGUUCCGGGUCGGGUAAACGGUGAUGCCCUAUAACAGGAGACCACGACAACGCACCCGUAGAAACUUUAAACGUCUACAAUUUUUUUUGUUUGACACAAGAUGUCUUCAAGAGCUACCAAAGAUGGUAAUAUCUGAUGUUAAGGCUUUGUUCGUGUUUACAUGUAAUAUCAUAUUUGUAUAAAAAAAAAUGAUAGACAUGUAUUAAACUUUAGUCUGAAGACAGCAGCCAUAAAGAAAAUAACAUUUUAGAAAGUGCAGUUUCAAAUCAUCAUGUCAUCAACCCAUAAUUAUGCCAGUUAUCGCGGCAUACACAGAAGGUCCGCCGACCUGUUUUCCGGGUUUGGUCCGCACAUAGCGGAUUAAGAGUUUAAGAGCAGUGUGCCAGCACUUUAGCACACAGUCUAAUGAGAAAAAGUAAACUUUCAAUAAAUAGUUGAAACGUAACCAUAGGCUAGUUUCAAUUUACCUCGGCGCACAACCCAGUUUGAAUAAAAACGGAAAACUUUAAUCGGUCUCGUCAUCGAGUCUGUGCCAGUCCUUUUGAGGUAAUGAGUCCACUCAAGCGACCAAGGGAAUGUUGGUGUUUUUGCGUUCCCUUUAUCAAGCAAAUGGUUAAUUAACAUACACUGUCUAUUGAAGUCCAAGCAACAGAUACAAUUCAUAUGCAGUCUUUGUCAAAGAGGUUGUUGCAGAAAGUGCGUCCUGUCACCCACCUCUCCCUGAGAUUCUGACCAGAUGCUCAGGAGAAACAAGGUUAGAAAUAAAUUACCUUUGUUGUCACAGUGGAAUUGGAGAUUCAGGGUGGGCAUUAUCAAGCAGACCAGCUACAGCACCCUACAGUGAAUGUUCUGUUUUGAUUGACACAUUUAGAUUGUAGUAAUUUAACAAUAGAUUCAGAAUAAUUGAUGCAGCUCUUCAUUGUGGAAGUGCUCAUAAUGUUGUGGCUGGUCUGUAAAUACCGGGUUUCUCUCCACUGCUGUUGCUGCUGCAGUAUUUGAUGCGAAGCUCAUUUUAAACCUUGAAAGAGAAAGUGAGGUUAUUUCUUUUAUCUAUUCUGAGUCUCCCAAGCAUGAUUUUUUUGUUCAUUCCCUGGAGGCUUUGUGAGAUGUUAUUGCACUUGAUCAAACACUGAGAGCUUUAUGUUUUGUACAAUCAAAUCACCACUUGCAUAUACUGUAUUAUACACAAUAGGUACAGAAUAAACGUGUCUUAAAUGUGCCAAAAUAAAGUGUGACUUUGUUUUGCUCCUAUGUGAAGAGGUUGAUAAAUGGCAGUGUAGAGGAAACUCAAAAAAACCUUUUGACUUUGUGUUUUUAAAACUAUUUUCAUAAAUAAAGAAUACUGCACACAAAUUUGCUUUU